Molecule: messenger RNA, 1459 nt
Organism: Prorocentrum cordatum
Lineage: Eukaryota; Dinophyceae; Prorocentrales; Prorocentraceae
Source: the annotation of a GenBank genome assembly
GAGGUGUGGCUGCGCAGCCCGGCGCCCGAUUCCGCCGCGCCCGCGGCGCCCUCGGCGGCGAGCGGCCAACGCGUCCCGCCGCCUGCGCUGCCAGCGCCAGCCGGGCAGGCCGGCGCGGCCCGCGCGCUGCGCGUGGCGUUCGCGGUCUUCGUCACGGACGUGUCGAACCCCGCGGGGAUGGACGCGCUGGCGGUGCUGGCGCACGGCGUGCGCAAGGCGGCUGCCCGGAGCAGGCACAGGGUGGACCUGCUGGUGCUGGCGCCCGAGAGGCUGACCGAGCCGGCGGAGAAGCACCUGCUGGAGGUGGGGUACAAGGAGGUGCUGAAGAGGCCGGUCCCCGUGCCGGCCGAGGAGGUGAGGGGGGAUGCCGUCCGCAACUUCAUGGGCGGGAAGUCGGCGGGGGCGGACAAGUUUGCGUUCGCCGAGGAUCGGCGGCCAGGCCGGCAGCCCAGAGUGUUCGACAUCCUCGUAAAUCGAAGGAGACCAUCAAGUACUGGGGCCUGACCCUGGUCGGAUACGACAGGGCUCUGGUGAUAGACGCGGACAUGAUGAUCCUGGACCCUAUGGAUGAGCUCAUGGAGCUCGAGGCAGACCUUGUUGGCAUCUACGACCACGGCAUUGACGUCCCUGGCGCGGCAGUACCGCCCGCGCAGGGUGGCUUUCUGCUCUUCAGGCCGAACGUGGAUGACUUCGAGGCCAUCAGAGAGCUGACGCGCGAGGGGGACUGGGGGGGUGACGGCUGGAAGAAGAGCAGGAUCGGGUACUGCUAUGGUGGUGCUGGGCCCGAUGGCCUGCUCCAGUACUACUUCAACAGGGGCGCGCUUCCGGUCCAGAUCAACAAGACGCAGCUUCCGGAAGGCCUUAGAGCGGAGAGGCUCACCGGAUCGAGAUUCCAUGCUGUGGACAGGUCGGUGUAUGACGUCCUGGAUGGUGGUCCGCGCAUCCGACCAUGCAGCGGUGAUCGCGGGGGUCAAGUCGGCCCACUUCACGGGCUCGUGCGGGAAGCCGUGGAAGUGCGCCGCGCCCCGCCCGGCGCAAUGGCUCUGCCAGGCCCUCACGCGGGAGUGGUGGCGGCUCCGCGGGGAGCUCCGGCCCCGGAGCGGCGGGCCGCGGCCGCUGCAGGGCUGCAGGCACGGGCUCUACGUGCCCAUCGACGAGGAGGAGGCGGCCUGGGCGGCGGACCCCAACCGGAAGGCCGGCUUCGGCUGGUUCGCGGACGACGCCGUCUGCACGGCCCCUCCCCUCGCCCAGUGGCACGGCCCCCGGCAGGGCGGGAACUGCGGGCAGGACUGCCUCGCGAAUGCCCAGUGCAGGUUCUUCGCCGAGUGGGCGGACGGCGGCUGCAGGAUCUUCGACUCCUGCGAAGGCACGUCGCCAGAGGCUGCGACCGUGUACGCGAGGGGCGACGCGCCUCACAGCAGGCGCCUGCGCGCAGGCCCCGUCGCCGCGGAAAAAGGAG